Molecule: messenger RNA, 1876 nt
Organism: Caenorhabditis auriculariae
Lineage: Eukaryota; Metazoa; Nematoda; Chromadorea; Rhabditida; Rhabditidae
Source: the annotation of a GenBank genome assembly
AUGUCAGCUUUGAGAGCAACCAAGGUACCUUUUUUUCAAUUUUUAUAAAAAAAUACCUUUUUAUUUCUUUUUUUAAAAAGUUUUUUUGUAGCUAAAUGAAGAAUAAAAAAAUAAUGGAUGAAAAAAAUUGGAAUUUUUCUAAAAAUUUUUUUAGUUGCUCAUGUUAAAUAAUUAAAUUUUUUUCAAUAUUUGAAAGGUUAUCAAAAAGUUGUCGCUAACAAGUGUUAACCUCACUUUGAGGGCCUGACUGCUUUGGUAACUGGCGGAGCUUCUGGCCUAGGCCGAGGUACAGUGGAGACUCUGGCCAGAGCCGGAGCCAACGUCGCCAUUUUGGACCUGCCGCAAUCGAAAGGCGCCGAGGUGGCCAAGGAAAUCGGAGGAAACGUCAUUUUCACUCCGGCAAAUGUGAGCUUCAUCUGAAGAUGCGAGCCGACGUCGUCGUCUUCAGGUGACGUCAGAGGCCGAGGUGAAGGCGGCCUUCGACCAAGUCAAGACUUCGUUCGGCCGCGUCGACGCCGUCGUCAACUGCGCCGGCAUCGCCUACGCCUUCAAACUCUACUCGAUCAGCAAAAAGAAAAUGGCCGACCUCGACAAAAUUCAGAAAACUCUCGAUGUAAGCCGCCUUUUGCGAAGUUGAAAGAAACGCUUAUAAAUGGGAAGGAAACUAUUUAUUAUUUCAUUCAAAAGUAUGAAGUUUUCUAAAAAUUGCAUGAAGUGAAGGUUUUUGUUGAACUAAUAUAGAAAUAAAAUCGAGUGUCGUUUUUUUUAAAAUUGAUAUUGGAAGUGUUUCAGUAUAAAAAAAUUUGUUAAAAAUUAUUUUAGACAAUUCAUAGAUUUUUCCCCUUUUAAUCUAAAUAUCAACUCCAUACUUCUGGACGAUUUCCAUUUUAAAGAUGCUUGAAACUAAUAAUAAGAAAGAGUGAUCAAAAACUAGGGAACAUUUGAAAAGCAAACCGACUUACCCAUUUUUUUCUGAAUGCGGACUUCAAGCCCCGAAUUAAACUUUCGGCUAAGGUUUAGCUGGGAAGAUUUUCACGGAGAGGCUUCAGGUGAACGUGAUCGGCUCGUUCAACGUGAUCCGUCACGGAGUGGCGCUGAUGUGUGAACACGAGAAGGACGAGCAAGGCCAGCGCGGAGUGAUCAUCAGCACGGCUUCGGUGGCGGCGUUCGACGGCCAGACGGGACAGGUAGGAGCUGGACGAGGUCCGUACAACCGAGCCUCGUUUCAAGUCGGCCUAUUCUGCGUCGAAAGGAGCCAUCACCGCGAUGACGUUGCCACUUGCGCGCGACUUCGCCGACGACGGCAUUCGGUUCAUGGCCAUAGCUCCUGGCCUUUUCGACACUCCUCUUCUGGCUUCCCUUCCUGAAAAGGUGGGGAGAACUUCUUAAAUCUAUUCAGAGUAAAUUUUCAUCGAAGUCAUUUCGAGAAGCGUGAUUUAAUGUUUUUCUAUAACCAAGAAAAAUGGUUUGGGGCAAAAAAAAAUUCACUCGCUCAAGAUUUCAAGCUAUUAUAAAAGCUAGGUAGAAUUUUUUUUUUUGUGAAAAGGUCAGAUCGAUAGGUUCAUAGGAUUGCCAGCGCACUGGAUCUCAUUAGAAUGAGAAUGCCGUACCACAAGUACUCUUAUAUUUGAAAGAUCCACUCUAUCUUUUAUGUCGAGCACGCUCAUAUGAAUGGGCUGUGUUAAUUUGAAGUUGAAGGUUGUAGUUGAACACGUUGUUGUUUCAGGUGCGAACGUUCCUCUCGCAGUUGGUGCCGAAUCCUUCGCGGAUGGGCGGUCCACAGGAGUACGGCGCCCUUGUGCAGCACAUCAUCCAGAACGGCUACCUCAACGGAGAGACGAUCCGUCUCGACGGAGCUCUUCGUAUGCCUCCGUAA